AUGGUUCAAAAAUUUGUUGGGUGUUACAAAAUUGCUCUUAAAGGAAAGAAAAGUGGGACAUCCGAGACCGAUGUCAUGGCAGAUGCACAUGCUAUUUUUGCUCAGGAUCAAGGUACAACAUUCAAUCUUGAGUAUGCAUGGCGAUUGUUAAAAGAUGAAGCUAAAUGGCGCAUCAUCGAAGAAUCGAUUGGAAGUUCUGCAAAAAUAACAAAGACUUAUGCUAGUGGGGCAUCAUCGGAGAACCCAGAUACAACUUCAAGUUAUGAGUUUAACUCAUCAUCACCAAUGGAGCGUCCAGUGGGACAAAAGGAAGCAAAAAGGAAGGGUAAGACAUCAGAAAUUCCAAAUGCAACGCAAGAUGCAAAGAAUAAAAGAGCAAUAACAAUGGACAGACUUGCAUAA
This is a messenger RNA of Lathyrus oleraceus (garden pea), 402 nucleotides long. RefSeq names its product glutathione S-transferase T2. The transcript has a single exon. The coding region runs from base 1 to 402 and encodes 133 amino acids. The record is from RefSeq and is a predicted model, not a curated record. Lineage: Eukaryota; Viridiplantae; Streptophyta; Magnoliopsida; Fabales; Fabaceae.